Messenger RNA from Leptopilina boulardi, 2674 nucleotides. It is a transcript of the gene CaMKI, whose product is annotated as calcium/calmodulin-dependent protein kinase type 1. The coding region runs from base 1057 to 2268 and encodes 403 amino acids. NCBI's taxonomy places the organism in Eukaryota, Metazoa, Arthropoda, Insecta, Hymenoptera, Figitidae. Gene Ontology annotation, biological process: protein phosphorylation. Gene Ontology annotation, molecular function: ATP binding; calcium/calmodulin-dependent protein kinase activity; calmodulin binding. The transcript is spliced from 9 exons. The record is from RefSeq and is a predicted model, not a curated record.
UUUUAAAGAAAAUAAGGAUAAUUUAAUAAAUCUUAAUAUUCGCGAAGAAUUGUUUAUGAAAGUGAUAUUUUUUGACAAAAUCAAAAGGAAAUAAUAGUAUAGUAAACAUAACCUCUUUAAAAAAACUGAUGUCAUAAUUUUCGUAGUACGCAAUCUCCACCAGGAGCAAAAUCCUUCUACAUAUUGAACCUCGUACUCGUACUUUUAUGUUUUAUAAGUAUCAGUAAUCAAGAUUGGUUUUUUGACGCAAGGUGCCGCUAAAUACCGAUUGAGCUGACAAAUAUUAAAAUUAAUUUUUAACUUUCACUUUCAUAUUAACGUCAUAUCUUUCAAGACAUGUACAAGCUUUUAUAAACAUUUUUUAUGUUCGAAGAAAGCUUUGAUUAAUGAUGAUAAAAAAGAUAAGGGGGUUAGUCUGUUGCUAUCAGUAGUUCCGCGAGGGCGCGAGGCCGCGACCCUGAGCUCGAUUCACAAGUAAACUCAGUAGAAUUCAGUAGAGACUAAUGUUAGUUAGUCGUACGUGCCAAAGCUGCGAGACUCGUUCAUCUGAGUCUGUAAUAAGAACGGAUUUCCUGAUUGUCGAUCAAGAGGACAUGCAUAGUUUGCUUUAAGACUCGUGGGAUUUUCUGUCAAAAGGGAGAAGGAGAGAGAGAGAGAUAGAUAGAGAUUGAUCAAGCAAAUAGAGUGAAUUAAAAAGUGGUGUAGGUAGCGCGACGCGCAAGCAUCCAUUAAAGGAAUAGAAUAUAAGAACAAGUUAGUGUGUAUAGUCAUUCAACACGAUCGGGAAGGAGCGCAUCACAAUACGAAAAAAUAAAUUAUAUUAAAAUUUAUUUUAAAUUUACAAUUGGCAAUUUGUCGUGAUUAUUUUUGCAUCAUCUCAAGUCAAUAUUUAUUAUUGUCAACUUUUUUGGACUUGAUAUCAUUUAUUGUCAAUUUUUUUUCGUCAACAAGUACAACCUGUCACUGUUUCGAGAUAGACCGGACGGACUAACAGCUGGGGCUCAAGACCGCCAGGUUGACCGUCUGGGAAAGGCAGUCCGUCGAAAACUUUCAAAAAUGCCACUUUUUGGAAAAAAGGAUUCAAACAAAAAACUUAAGAAGGAUGGAAAGGAUGAUAAAUCACCAUCCAUCGAUGAAAAGUACACGCUGAAAGAAUUACUUGGAACGGGAGCUUUUUCGGAGGUAAGAUUGGCUGAAAGUAAAGAAAGACCAGGAGAUUUGUAUGCUGUAAAAAUCAUCGACAAAAAAGCGCUCAAAGGAAAGGAAGAUUCUUUAGAAAAUGAAAUUAAAGUUUUACGAAGGUUCAGUGAAUCAGUGACACAGAGUGGUAAUGGGUCGCUCAAGUCGGAUAGUAGUGGCGAAAAAGAAUGGUUAACACAUCCCAAUAUUGUUCGAUUAUUGGAAACGUUUGAAGAUAAACAUAAAGUUUACCUCAUAAUGGAAUUAGUUACCGGUGGCGAAUUAUUUGAUAGAAUUGUUGAAAAAGGUUCCUAUACAGAAAAAGAUGCAUCAGAUUUAAUUAGACAAGUUCUUGAAGCUGUUGAUUAUAUGCACGAACAAGGUGUUGUACAUAGAGAUUUAAAACCUGAAAAUCUUCUCUAUUAUAGUCCAGAUGAAGAUAGUAAAAUAAUGAUUAGUGAUUUUGGUUUAUCAAAAAUGGAAGACUCUGGAAUUAUGGCCACAGCAUGUGGCACACCCGGUUAUGUAGCUCCUGAAGUCUUGGCUCAAAAACCUUACGGUAAAGCAGUGGAUGUUUGGAGUAUAGGUGUCAUCUCAUAUAUUCUAUUGUGUGGUUAUCCUCCUUUCUAUGACGAAAAUGACGCCAAUCUCUUUGCUCAGAUUCUAAAAGGUGAAUUUGAAUUCGAUUCUCCAUACUGGGACGAUAUCAGCGAUUCUGCUAAGGACUUCAUAAGUAGACUUAUGUGUGUCAACGUGGAGGAGCGCUACACGUGUAAACAAGCCCUAGCGCAUCCUUGGAUAUCUGGAAAUGCGGCUAGCAAUAAAAAUAUCCAUGGUACUGUAUCGGAACAACUUAAAAAGAACUUUGCCAAGUCAAGGUGGAAGCAAGCAUAUCAUGCGGCCACGGUCAUCAGGCAGAUGCAACGUUUGGCACUCAACAGCGGACAUCAACAUCAGCAGCAGCAACAACAGCAGCAGCAAGGCACAGGGUCGACAGGCCUCUCCACCGGCAACCUCACGCCGCAACCGGAUCAAUCCAAUCCCAAUCAUCCUCACAGAACAUCGGGACCACCGACCAAUUGCAAUUGAAGAUUAAUUCCGAGUCACCAACAUUACUAUCAAAUUUGGUGGCUACGAAUUCUCAUCAUCAUCAUCAUCACCCUCAUUUCCAAGGCGCUACCAGCUCACCGCUUUACUUGCGCAAUAAACGCUUCAAACUUUGGGGGAAUACAAGAACUGCACUAUCGACUCUCUUUCAAUCAAACGUCUCAUAUCUCAGGAGACAACGAAAGCAUAAAAAGAGCUGAAUACAAAUACAGCUCUUUUACGGAAUAAAUUUACACUCUACAAAAGAGUAAAUGAAAUACGUAACAAAAAAAAAAAAAAAAACAAAUCUAGCCUCGUGAGAAUCGAUGAUUUAUCGCGUCUUUAUCGUGAAAUGGAGGCGGUUAAUUUCGACAAAUAGAACGGUAGCUAGUUAAAAAAAAAAAGAAAA